This is a messenger RNA of Episyrphus balteatus (marmalade hoverfly), 2079 nucleotides long. RefSeq names its product phosphoenolpyruvate carboxykinase [GTP]-like. Bases 178 to 2076 code for a protein of 632 amino acids. Gene Ontology annotation, cellular component: cytosol. Lineage: Eukaryota; Metazoa; Arthropoda; Insecta; Diptera; Syrphidae. The transcript is spliced from 2 exons. Gene Ontology annotation, biological process: cellular response to insulin stimulus; cellular response to glucose stimulus; cellular response to dexamethasone stimulus. Gene Ontology annotation, molecular function: phosphoenolpyruvate carboxykinase (GTP) activity; GTP binding; manganese ion binding. The record is from RefSeq and is a predicted model, not a curated record.
GUAAUUCAGUACCAAUUGCCACUUGCAUCAACCAAGUACUGUUAUUCUUUGGAAAAGAAAAAAGAAAAAUAUAUUAACUGUGAUAUUAAAGAAGUACCUAAACCAACGGCACAUACAUAUUAUAUAUUUUUUGAAAAAGUCAACUACGUCACAAACUAUAACAUUUACUUAAGCGGUAUGAUUUUUGGAAAACUUCAGCGGUCCGUUACAGGGGCUGCAAAAACUCUACGAGUAUGGCAAGUCCACCGAGCACGUGGUAUGACCGCCUAUACUGGAACAAGCCUCACCGAACUACCCCCAAAUGCUGCAGCCUUCAUUAAAAACACCGAAGAAAUGUGCCAACCAGACAAAGUUCACAUUUGUGAUGGAAGUAACAUUGAAAACCGAAUGUUGACCGAACGACUUGUCGCACAAGGAACACUCAGUCCGUUGAAAAAAUACGAAAAUUGUUGGUUGGCUAGAACCAAUCCAGGUGAUGUUGCUAGAGUUGAAUCGAAAACCUUUAUUUGUACAGAAAAUAAAGACGAAGCUGUUGCUGGUUCACUAGGCAAUUGGAUUUCUCCAGAAAAUAUGCAAAUUGCAAUUAAUCAGAGGUUUCCAGCUUGCAUGAAGGGCAGAACAAUGUAUGUAAUACCCUUCUCUAUGGGUCCAGUGGGUUCACCUCUCUCGAAAGUCGGAAUAGAGAUUACCGAUUCGCCGUAUGUUGUGGAAUCUAUGCGGAUUAUGACAAGAAUUGGAUUUGAUGUUGUUCAGCAGUUACAGAAGAAUGCUGAAUUUGUAAAAUGUCUUCAUUCAGUUGGACGUCCGGAGAACGGAGUUAUUGAGUAUCCAUCAUGGCCGUGUGAUCCAGCUCGAACUAUAAUUCUUCAUAAACCAGACGAGAAUUUUAUAGCAUCUUAUGGGUCAGGUUAUGGAGGAAAUUCCCUAUUGGGUAAAAAAUGUUUUGCUUUGCGAAUCGGAAGUACAAUUGCUAAGCGCGAAGGUUGGUUGGCAGAGCACAUGUUAAUAUUGGGAAUAACUAAUCCCAAAGGCGAGAAAAUCUAUGUUGCAGCGGCUUUCCCAUCGGCUUGUGGCAAGACAAACCUGGCGAUGAUGACUCCUUCUUUGCCAGGAUACAAAAUCGAAUGUGUAGGAGAUGAUAUUGCAUGGAUGCGAUUUGACGAGAGUGGCCAGCUUCGCGCCAUAAAUCCUGAAAAUGGAUUCUUCGGAGUAGCUCCAGGUACCUCGAAAGGAACAAACCCAAUAGCAAUGGAGACGAUAUUCAAAAAUACGAUUUUUACAAAUGUUGCUUCUACAUCUGAUGGUGGAGUGUAUUGGGAAGGUUUGGAAAAAGAACAUCCUGCAGGGGUAUCAAUAACAGACUGGUUAGGCAAGCCCUGGAGUAAAGAAAGUAGUAAAACACCAGCUGCUCAUCCAAAUUCACGUUUCUGCACCCCAGCUAACCAGUGUCCCAUAAUUGAUCCAGCGUGGGAAGAUCCACAAGGAGUACCAAUCAGUGCAAUUUUAUUCGGAGGUCGUCGACCAACUGGCAUUCCCCUUGUAUAUGAAGCUCGAUCAUGGGCACAUGGGGUAUUUCUAGGGGCUUCUAUGCGCAGUGAAUCUACAGCAGCAGCAGAACACACAAAAAAGGUUAUAAUGCAUGAUCCCUUUGCUAUGCGGCCAUUCUUUGGUUAUAAUUUUGGCAAAUACCUAGAACACUGGCUGAGUAUGGAUAAUAGGGGUAAAGUUCCCAAAGUCUUCCAUGUAAAUUGGUUCCUCAAGAAUAAAGAUGGCAAAUUUAUGUGGCCUGGAUUUGGAGAAAACUCCAGAGUUUUAGAUUGGGUAUUUAGACGUGUGAAGGGAGAAAACUGUGCUAAAGACUCAGCUAUUGGAUUGCUACCAUCUGAUGGAGCUCUCACCACCGAUGGACUUAAUCUCCCUGAAAGUCUUGACAAACUUUUUGAACUUCCUAAAGAUUUCUGGCAACAGGAAGUUAAAGAUAUUGAAAAAUAUUUUGAGACUGAAAUAGGUAAUCACUUGCCAAAGGCUGUGUCUAAAGAAUUGACUUAUUUGAAAGAACAAAUUUCAAAAAUGUAACUA